This is a messenger RNA of Pseudocercospora fijiensis CIRAD86, 1437 nucleotides long. RefSeq lists its product as uncharacterized. The transcript is spliced from 3 exons. The record is from RefSeq and is a predicted model, not a curated record. Lineage: Eukaryota; Fungi; Ascomycota; Dothideomycetes; Mycosphaerellales; Mycosphaerellaceae. Bases 1 to 1437 code for a protein of 478 amino acids.
AUGGCGGCACACGCCAAGAACGUGCACCGUGACCCAUCAGAAGGCAUCGAAGCCGAGAACGCUCUCAUAGCACGGCAGUUGUUCACGAAUUCCAUGCACGCCAAUGGCUUGACACAGGAGGAAGUCUAUCGCCUCUGCGACCAGCUCGUCCUCACCUUCAACAUCUGCACGUCCGAGAAUGUUCAGAAAUGCAAGAGCUUGAUCAUCAAGUACAUCGUCUGCCACUCGAACAUGCAGCUGGCCAUCAAGACUUUCUUGAAGUAUUUGACCGACAUGGCCACAGCAUACUACCCCAUGCCGGAGGGCUUCACGCUUCUGGAACCAAUGGACGACAAAUUCGAGCAAUACAGAGCACUCGGAGUCACAGCAACCGGCCAUCCUGUGCAACGUCCGUACACAUCCAUGCAGCGACUACACAUCCUCUACGUCGUGCACGAUGUCAUGGCCACUCUUCGGGGCUGGAUCAGAGACAGCACUGAUGCUCCCGCGAAGCUGCAAGUGAAGCAUUUCGAUGGCGCCGUGAAAGCUUUCAAGGAUCACGUGCCCACGCUAGUAGCUUUCGUCGCUGCCCGCAAUCUGUUUCCCGCCGACAACGCACUGCAAAGGCUCAACAAGCUCAUUAACCAGUGGGAAACGAUGUCGUGGUUCAAUGAGGACGAGCUCGUGGAAGUGCGCAAAGUCGUGGAUACUGCCAGGGAUACCGACCACAAAGAUCUCGUCAAGCAGUACCGCGAAGACAAUCAGCGCAAGCUCGCCGAAGGGCAGACACCAUCAAAUACCAGCGAUAUUGCCGCAACUGCCACAUCCCGCCAGGAGAAGUCAGAUGUCGACCCACAUCCCAUCAUCCUGCCCAAGCGCCACGGAGUCAAGGACAAUCCAGAAGCGCCAUGGCACAGGCUUCCUGCCGCCAACGGUCUGUACAUGAAGAACACGCGCGGCUACCCACUCAAGGCUGCAGCGUUCCCAAAGGGCGGCUACGAGGUAGAGGGCGGUGGCAAAGAAGCUAGCCCAGACCUGGAGAAGGACAUCAAGCACCUGCACCGUGAGAUGCUCCACUGCUUCGACGAGUUUACCGCGCCCGACUCCGUCCUAGACAUCGAUCCAAUGGGCAACAAGAUCUGGAAGGACCCCGACCGCGACCAGCGCAACUACUGGGGCUUCACGGAGGAGGGCGUCAAGAAGGCCAAGGCAAAUCGGAAGAAGUUCCGCGAAACCGCGACCGGCUACGCAGACGUCGCGCCACUUCAAUCAGGUCCCCUCGGCGCAAUGAACGACAUCAAUGCCGCCGUAGCGCGAGCCCAGGAGCUGGCGGCAAGCCGCGCCGGCGGAGGCCGUGGUCGUGGCGGCCGUGGUGGAUGGCGCGGAGGCCGCGGAGGAGACCGCGGUGGUCGUGGAGGCUGGCGUGGUGGUCGCGGAGGACGCGGCACCUUCUACUAG